CCGCGUUGUCCAUCUGCUCACACCAGCCAUGCGAUCCGCUGCGACUCGAAAUAUCUUGUUCGCCUGCUAUAAUCAUUCCCCAACCCCGUCAUCUGGUGGCUGUGUCACGACACGCGACAGCCGUAGCAUUCGCAGGGGGAGUCGCAGUUCGCGGUAGAAAUAAGAGAGCAAGAGCACGAGCUCGCUAGGUCUCGGUCUGGGCCACGGCGCAAUCGAAGCAUGUCUCUGUCGAACGUCUCCGCUCGUUGUCGAUGUCUACUCGCCCGUCGCCUACGGGCCCUGCGACCCUUCUCGACUACGUCUCCUCGUCGCGAGCUUCUCGAUGUUUCAGCUCUCCCCGACCGCAUCCUGCCCAAGUACAAGGAGAAUUCGGCGUCGUCGCUCCUGUCUUUGCAAUGGCCGGAGCCCCCGAGGAACAUUUUGAUCAUCCCCAAACUCCAUGACCCCAAGGUGGCCCUGUCCGCUCGCUCCUUCGCGAGCCACAUCCAUAGCGAGUACCCCAACCUCAACCUGGUCUUCGAACGCCGUGUCGCCUCGUCCAUACAGGAGUCGUUACCUUUCCCCAUCUACACCACCUCAGACCCGGGUCAGUUCCCAGCCAAGAUCGACCUUGUGACCACCCUCGGCGGCGAUGGCACCAUAUUGCGCGCUGCUAGUCUCUUCAGCCUUCACACGUCUGUGCCGCCGAUAUUGUCCUUUAGCAUGGGGUCGCUCGGUUUCCUCGGCGAGUGGAAAUUUGAAGAAUACAAGCGCGCCUGGCGGGAGGUGUACAUGAGCGGCAGUUGUGUUCCUGUUUCGGACUUGCAAGACCCCCAUACGCAGGUCGCUGCCAAAGGCCGGGCGGACGACAACGAUGGCUGCCUUCACCACAACUGGGAGGGUGUGCGCGGGAAGAGCAUGGGGCUCACCCGUUCAAGCAAGAUCCUCCUGCGUCACCGGCUGAAAGUCGGGGUCUAUGAUGCUGCGGGCGUCAACAUCAGCGAGCAGCUGAUGCCGACCUCGACCACCGAACCGCAGUUGCGGAUCCCGCCAAUUCCCCCGGGCUCGGAGCCCGCUUCGGAGGAAGCGGGAGGGCGACCCGCGCCCCGGCCCUUCCACGCCGUCAACGAGCUGGUCAUCCACCGCGGCCCGAACCCGCAUCUGGCCAUCAUCGACGUCUACGUCAAUAACCACUUUCUCACCGAAGCCGUGGCCGACGGGAUCCUGGUAAGCACGCCCACCGGCUCUACCGCCUACUCGCUGUCUGCUGGGGGCAGCAUCAUGCACCCCUUGGUGAAGACGCUGCUCAUCACCCCGAUCUGCGCCCGCAGCCUCAGCUUCCGGCCUCUCGGCCUGCCCCUCAACACCAAGGUCUCCCUCAAACUGAGCAAGAAGAAUCGCGGGCGCGAGCUCGAAGUCAGCAUCGACGGGAAGCGGAGGGCCGGCGUGAAGAUCGGGGUGGAGAUCCGUGUCGAGGGCGAGACCGUCGGCCGCACCCCCGACGGCACCUGGGGAGGAGGGGUGCCCUGCGUCAUUCGCUCUCCCGGCAAGGGCGGCGGCGACCGGAGCGGGAUCGCCGAGGACGACGACGGCUGGGUUGGGGGACUCAUCGGUCUCCUCAAGUUCAACUACCCGUUCGGCGAGGGGCAGUGAAUACAGUC
This is a messenger RNA of Durotheca rogersii, 1640 nucleotides long. RefSeq names its product ATP-NAD kinase. Gene Ontology annotation, molecular function: NAD+ kinase activity. The record is from RefSeq and is a predicted model, not a curated record. Gene Ontology annotation, biological process: NADP+ biosynthetic process; NAD+ metabolic process. The transcript has a single exon. The coding region runs from base 220 to 1632 and encodes 470 amino acids. NCBI's taxonomy places the organism in Eukaryota, Fungi, Ascomycota, Sordariomycetes, Xylariales, Xylariaceae.